Messenger RNA from Aspergillus steynii IBT 23096, 1190 nucleotides. RefSeq names its product ankyrin repeat domain-containing protein. Gene Ontology annotation, molecular function: protein binding. The transcript has 2 exons. The coding region runs from base 212 to 1078 and encodes 288 amino acids. Lineage: Eukaryota; Fungi; Ascomycota; Eurotiomycetes; Eurotiales; Aspergillaceae. The record is from RefSeq and is a predicted model, not a curated record.
UGCACGCCUGCAUUGCAAUAUCAUUGGUCGGGUUAUUGCGGGGUAUAGGAACAGGACCCCAACGAUGAUUGGUGUGCAACACGGCAUAAACCAACCAAUCAAAUACACGCAACCCCAAAAAGCCCAUCGACGUCAUCGGCGCCUCAGGUCAGGAUCCAGAAUAUUGACGGGACAGUGAGACACAUGCCCAAAAACAACCCACAUACCAACCAUGCCGUCCCCAUCAGAUCUCACAGCCUGGUGCUCAGAGGGGAAUCUCAGCGGCGUUCGCGAUUUCCUCGAACAAGACUUUGCCCUGCUUCCGCCAGAAGGACGAAUAGAGUACUGCGGCCACGCCUCCAAACCAUGUGACCAUGUGCCCUGUCGCGAGAAGAUCACGCAGAUGGCAGUCGCAGCCGCAGAGGGCGAUCAAGAUGAGGUGUUCGCAUACCUAUGGGACAUGUAUCUUGCAGCUGAGGGCGCGGAGAUCCCGUGGCCGGCGCUGAAGGCUGCGGCUCGACAUGGCUCGGUCCCGUUAGCAGAGGCGUUCUACUGUCGCGAUCCGACGUGUUUCACGAAGUCGGUGCUCAAGGCACCGCAUGGUCGCGUGCUGGGUGGUAGUCAAAUUAAAGUCGCGUUGUUGAAGGAUCAUUUGCAUUAUAUUGACUUUCUGCUGGCGCAUGGUGCGGAUAUCAAUGCGGAGUUUCCGGAGCAGAGUCCUGUGCGGGCAGCUGUGAGGUGUGAUGUUGAUGAUGAUACUGUUAUUAAGCGUAUUCGAUUCCUGGUUGAUCGAGGGGCGUGGGUGAAGGGAUCGGGCUCUCUGAAAGCAGCAGCAGGGCUAGGGAGACUGGACGCAGUGGCAUUCCUGAUCGAAAAUGGUGCAGAUGUGGAUGACCUGGGAGACGAAUCAAAUGAGAUGUACCGAAACAAGACUUCGGCGCUGCUGGCGGCAGCAGAGAACGGCCAUGAAGGCAUCGUUCGCCUUCUCGUACAGUUCGGUGCCAAUGUGAACCAUAAGGAUGAUUCAGGCCGGUCUGCUGUGGACUUGGCCGAGAGCAACGGCCAUUGUCGAGUUGCGGACCUUUUGCGACAAGCAUAGUUAGCGCGGAGCAUUGGGAGUCUGUGAAGAUUGUACGCUGGAAUGGUUUGGGUUUUUACGUUUAUAAUGUAGGGCACAUUAGCGAGCAGUUGCAUUGUAUAGCAUUGAUUGU